UUUCGUGUAUAAUCCCCUCUAUAUUAACCCUUUCCCCUCCAGUCACAUGCAGAUGCCCAGCUCGCAUCCAAUCAUUGUGCUUGUGAGCAGCAGCAGUACUUGUGAGUUUUGCACAACAAUGGUACAGAGGAUAAAGGCUGUUUGUUUCCCCCUGGUUGUUCCCGGUACUUGUGCCGGUCCUGUUUGAGGGACACCAAGGACAAAUGCCGCCGCACCCCUGUCCCCAAUAGUAGUUUCACCCCUGGAGGUGCCUGAGUCUCCGCCCCCCGCCUGUCCGGGGCAGCCCAUAGGAGAGGAAUUGGGGAGGGUUGCACUCACUCCUACAUCGGGACCUGUCACUGAAACAUUAUCGACUUUGUUGCUCACCCCUGGAGGAAAUCGCAGCGAUCCUGGAGCUUUAACCGUCUUUUGCCACAAUUGGCCCCACGAUGGCUCUGAGCUCCAAAGCUCACGCCUUCUCUGUGGAAUCACUAGUGGGCAGAUCAAUGAAGAGGAAACUACUGGAGAAUAAGGAAGAGAUGCAGCAAGCGGGGGCCCGGGACAACAGCGGAGACAAGGACACAGAGGGGACAACAGGGGCCCCAAGGCGGGAGAACACUGCCCAGAAAGCACAAACUAUUGGGGUUCCCUCUCCGGACACUGAGCCGCAAUAUGAUCACGAGCAGGAGCCAGUACAGGUGGAGCUGCAGGGCUCGGAACUAUGGCGGAGAUUCCAUGACAUUGGCACCGAGAUGAUCAUCACUAAAGCGGGAAGGAGAAUGUUCCCUUCUGUGCGGAUUAAAGUCAAAGGCCUCGACCCUUCCAAGCAAUAUUAUAUCGCCAUGGACGUCACCCCUGUGGACUCCAAAAGAUACAGGUAUGUCUAUCACAGCUCUCAGUGGAUGGUUGCAGGGAGCACAGACCAUUCCUGUAUUACCCCAAGACUGUACAUUCACCCAGAUUCACCUUGUUCUGGAGAGACCUGGAUGAGGCAAAUCAUAAACUUUGACAGGAUUAAACUCACCAACAAUGAGAUGGACGACAAAGGACAUAUUAUUUUACAGUCAAUGCACAAGUACAAGCCUCGUGUGCAUAUUAUUGUCCAGGACUCCAGAUUUGACUUGUCUCAGAUACAGUCUUUGCCGGCUGAGGGGGUUAAAACAUUCUCAUUCAAAGAAACAGAAUUCACAACAGUUACAGCUUACCAAAACCAGCAAAUAACAAAACUGAAAAUCGACAGAAAUCCCUUUGCUAAAGGAUUCAGAGAUCCUGGAAGGAACAGGGGUGUAUUGGAUGGUCUUCUAGAAACCUACCCAUGGAGACCACCUAUUACGCUGGACUUUAAAGGCUUUGGAGCUGAGACACCUGGAGGCAGCUCCGGUUCUUCACCUAUCACUUCCAGCGGGGGAGCUCCAUCACCUUUGCUGUCUCCUUCCUGCUCGCCUCCAUCAUUUCACCUGCCUACUAGUAACCAUGGACUCACCUGCUCUGAAAACUGUCUGCACAAUAUCAAUAUGCCCCUGUGCUAUAAGAUUUGCCCUACAAACAUUCUGAGACAGCGAGCUUUAUUAUUUGCCAACCAGGAUAAACUUGGAAGUCCAAGCUCACAUGUUCCAUCAGUAAUGGUGGAUGUUCCAUUGUUUUCACCCUUUGGCAUCUCCAAACCCAACAAACUUGAAACAUUUAAGGGGCCGUGUCUCCAAACCCCCUCUGCUGCCAAUCAAAUGUUGUAUGGAUUACCUACACCUGGAAGCAUUUUGCCCUCAGGUUCUAUUUCACAGGAAACACUUAAUUGCAGUUUACAUCCUCCGUACGGCUUUUAUGGGUACAACUUUCCAGUACCACCUCACUUGAUCACAGCAGCAAACCAUUUAAGAAUGACUGACAGUUUUCCAAGUUCCUUCAAAGAUGUCAGAUGCAGUAACUUUCAUUGGCAACCGUCACUUCAUCAUUGCUUGUAGUGUGACUCUUUACAACUGGACAAUACUUACAUAUAGGCAGUUAUUUAAGUUGAAACAUCAAUACCAAGGACAUUGACAAUGAUACUUUCUGGUUUAUUAGUGGAAUAAAUACUUGCACCUAUGUCUUAAAUGAUCAA
Messenger RNA from Xenopus laevis (African clawed frog), 2077 nucleotides. It is a transcript of the gene tbx22.S, whose product is annotated as T-box 22 S homeolog. The record is from RefSeq and is a predicted model, not a curated record. Gene Ontology annotation, molecular function: DNA binding; DNA-binding transcription factor activity, RNA polymerase II-specific; RNA polymerase II cis-regulatory region sequence-specific DNA binding. The transcript has 8 exons. NCBI's taxonomy places the organism in Eukaryota, Metazoa, Chordata, Amphibia, Anura, Pipidae. The coding region runs from base 429 to 1940 and encodes 503 amino acids. Gene Ontology annotation, cellular component: nucleus; chromatin. Gene Ontology annotation, biological process: cell fate specification; regulation of transcription by RNA polymerase II; regulation of DNA-templated transcription.